Messenger RNA from Pseudovirgaria hyperparasitica, 1050 nucleotides. RefSeq lists its product as uncharacterized. NCBI's taxonomy places the organism in Eukaryota, Fungi, Ascomycota, Dothideomycetes, Acrospermales, Acrospermaceae. The coding region runs from base 21 to 875 and encodes 284 amino acids. The record is from RefSeq and is a predicted model, not a curated record. The transcript has 2 exons.
CAUCCGCUCAACAAUGCAGAAUGGCACCAAAGAUCGACCACAUCAUCAUCAAAGUACCAUACUCCGAACUCACCCACCCAUCAGAAUGGCUGACUCGCAACUUCACAAUCUCGCCCGGCGGCCGCCACGCCGACAACAAGACGGAGAACCGACUGAUCGUGUUCCGAGACGGCAGCUACAUUGAGCUUAUCGCCUUCAUCAACGACGACCAGACGCUCAUGCACGGCCACUGGUGGGGCACGCAGCCGUUCGGGAUCGUGGACUGGGCGUUGACCUCGUCUGCACCCGAAGACGUGCAUGCGGUAGCCCAGCAUAUCGAAGCUGCAAACCCCGGCGGCCUGGGCGCAGGCUACGACGAUGCGGUUGCAGGAGGCAGACGGCGGCCUGAUGGCGCAGAGCUGCAAUGGGACGUGACGUUCCCACAUGGUGUCAAGCGUGGCGAGGUGCCGUUCUGGUGCCACGACCGCACACCCAGAGCGCUGCGUGUGCCGGUCGACGACGUACCGAAGACGACGCAUCCGUGUGGCGCUCUGGGCGUGGGCGAGCUGACGGUUGCGGUGUCCAGGAACAGAUACGACGCAUUCACCAAGCUCUACUCGGCAAUAUUGGGGUUCGCGCCGCUUCCAUCGUCGGUCGCUUUUGGGGCCUCAUGGGAGGUGGAUUCUGUGUAUCGUCAGGAUGGCAAUCUGCCGAAGCCCCUCGUGACGAUGGAGUCUAGCGAUACGGCUGAGCACGCAUGUGUGUCUGAGAUUACGCUUCUUACAGACUCGAUUGGUCUGGGACAGUCGCGGACGACGCUGUUAGAGAAGCUGGGUGGGAGUGAUAUUGUCGUGCACUUCAUACAUGGUAGACGGGCGGUAGAAGCAGAUUCCUGAUUUUGAAGACGAGCCACGAAAGUAGACUACGGUAAAAAGGGCAAAUGAGUAUUAGUUUUGGUGUUUCUGCCUCUUGGGUACGGGACAUGAUAAUUGUGGUCAUGAGUAUCAAGAGGCAUCUGGGACGUGAGUAGUGUUGACGUGAUGUUGUUGUCUCCUCAAUCACACUGCAGGC